AACAAAAACAUUUAGCCGAACGUCGUUUUUGUCAAAUGUAGGUAAUAACUAGUCGUCCAGAAGGUAAAAACGGUGUCAGAGGAGACACAAAAACUCAAGAAGAACAGAGAAAGACUGUUGAAGAUGGCGGGAGACCGGCGGGAUGAUAAAGAUGGAGAAGUUAAUGUUCUGGAGGAUAUUUUAACUGAUGCUCCAGACCAAGAUGAUGAACUGUACAACCUUGAAAGUGAACAUAACAUAAAUGAUAAGAAAGGGUCCAAAAGGAAAAGUGACCAUCGAGAUAGCCACAGUGCGAAGCGGCUUAGGUCUUCUGGCCACUCUACCAGGCCACCACCGAAGAGAUCAGCACCUUCCCCUGGAAGCGCUGGGAAAAAGUCAUCCAGUGUGAGAGGCAGACACACAUCUGCUCACUUUUAUGAGGAUGGAAAGAGCCAUUCUGGCAGAGGGAGAUCCUCCAGGGCUGAUAUAUCCAAAGGGCAAAGCAGAGACCAUCAGAGGAGAAUGCCAGAGCUGAAAGAGAAGCUGCGAAGAACCAGUGAAGACAGGGCCAGCCGCUCCUCCAAAGAAGAUGAAGAGGAUGUUCAGUCAGAGGAGUACGCUUCUGAGCACCAGAUUGCCACUUCUGCAGGCUCCUCUGAGGGUAAUCGCUCCGACGGUGAGGAAGAAGACUUGAUGGAGGACGACAUGGAAGGAGAAAAAGGUCCAGAGGAAGAAGAUGAGGAAGAGGAAGUUGAGGAGGAAGAAGGAGAGGAAGAGGAGGAGGAGUAUGAGCUAGAGGAUGGUGACCAGCAGGAAGAAAAUGAGCAGAAUGAUUACGACACACGCAGUGAAGCUAGCGACUCCCAGUCAGAAUCCGUCUCUUUCUCGGAUGGGGAAUCGGUACAUUCAGCAUCAGGCUCUGAGGCCUCAGAUAAGGAAAGGCAAAAGAAGAAGCACGCUAGAGGGAUAUCACCAAUCGUUUUUGAUAGAAGUGGAAGCUCAGCUUCAGAAUCAUACGCAGGGUCUGUAAAAAAGCAUGAGAAGCUGCCAUCCUCAGUCCUGGCUGUCAGGAAAGAUCAAACCAGCAAGCUGAAAUACAUCCUGAGAGACUCCAGGUUCUACCUGAUCAAGAGCAAUAACCACGAGAAUGUUUCUCUUGCUAAAGCAAAGGGGGUGUGGUCCACCCUACCUGUAAACGAGAGGAAACUAAACGCUGCAUUUCGUUCAGCCAGAAGCGUCAUCCUUAUCUUUUCAGUCCGGGAGAGCGGCAAAUUUCAAGGAUUUGCUCGGCUCUCGUCUGAGUCUCAUCAUGGAGGUUCUCCAAUCCACUGGGUCCUGCCAGCAGGCAUGAACGCUAAGAUGCUCGGAGGUGUCUUUAAAAUCGACUGGAUCUGCAGGAGGGAGUUACCUUUUACAAAAACGGCACACCUUUCCAACUCCUGGAACGAGCACAAGCCUGUGAAGAUUGGACGUGAUGGACAGGAGAUCGAGACCGACUGCGGCCUGCAGCUGUGUAUGCUCUUCCCUCCGGACGAGAGCAUCGAUUUGAAUCAGGUUAUACACAAAAUGCGCCACAAGAGGAGGACGCACUCAGAGCCUCGUUCCCGAGGCCGCCCCGUGCACAGAGAGCCCGCCCCCCGAGACGUGGGAAGGCGUCGCCCUGAAGAAUAUGACAUGCACAACAGGAAGCGGCCCAGGAUUGACUAUCCUCAUGAGUUCCCCCAGAGACCAGGUUUUAUUCAAGACCCUCGUAAUCAGCCAGUGGACAGGCGGUUUUCCGGAGUACGAAGAGAUGUGUUCCUUAACGGGCAGCAUGAAGAUUCAUACAGAUGCAGAAAAGCUCUGUCUUACAACGAUUACAUGCGAGAAUUCCAUCACAGCAUUGGGCCUCCACCACCAUGGCAGGGAAUGGGACCCUAUCCAGGCAUGGAUCAGCCACCCCACCACCCAUAUUACCAGCACCAUGCUCCGGCACCCCAGACCCAUCCUUCGUACUCAAGUCAUCACCCUGUGCCCCAUGAUGCCCGCUUUAGGGAGAAGAGGACUGCACGCUCCUUUUCCACCAGUCUGCAUGAUUACGACAUGCGUGUAGACGACUUCCUGAGGCGCACACAAGCGGUGGUAAGCGGCCGAAGAAGUCGCCCACGAGAGCGCGAGCGCCAGAGGGAGCGCGACCGACCGCGGGAUGCCCGCCGAGAGCGCGAGAGGGAGCGCGGACGCGAGAGAGACCGUGACCGAGAUCGCAUCAGAGACCGUGACCGAGAGAAAGAGAGAGGUCGCUAUCGUAGAUAAGAGGUCAUAUGUACAGCUAGUAUUGCAUUCGCAUUGUUUUGUGAUCACAGAAGAUUUACUCAGUAUGGAUUCUCUAUUGAAAAUCCUUUUUAAUUUCUGUUCAGAGAACACGGCCCUUUGGUUCCUGUAGAUAAUGUGAUUUUGAUGUUUUUUGUUUCUGUAUAAAGCUGAACUGUGUCUCAAACUGUUCCUUUCAAAUGUUCUUUUAAAAAUAUGGACAGUGUUGUACUGGCACUGACGAUUAUUUGAAUCAUGCAUGCAGUGUUUCUGCUGUGAGAACCAAAAAUUUUCUUUUUAAUCAUUCAACUUCUUUUCAUUCAAGGCAGCGUUUUCCAUACAAGGGGGAAGAAUCUGUGUGUUAAAACUGUUCUACUGUUUUUUCAGCUUCGUAAAAGGUUGCGAUCCUGCACAUUCUAGUGUUGGUAAUAUCUGUUCAUGUAAAUAGACACUAAUGGACUGUUGAGCAGUACAGCCGACUGCAGUAAGAACCUUUUAUCCAGCUUUAUGUUCAUGUUCUGAGUAGAGGUGUAAAAAGCAACACCAUCUUUAUCUGUUAAUCACCGCUGAAGAGUAAAUGUUAUGAAGGUCACUAAACCAACAUGCUGUAAUGUUGUUUUGUCAGAAAAGUUGCAUCUUUUACUGAUAGUUUUUGUAUUAUUAAAAAAAAAAAAAACCUAAUCAUUGUGUUUUAAUAAAGCUUUUUUACAUGA
Trichomycterus rosablanca is the source of this 2981-nucleotide messenger RNA. It is a transcript of the gene ythdc1, whose product is annotated as YTH N6-methyladenosine RNA binding protein C1. Gene Ontology annotation, biological process: mRNA splicing, via spliceosome; regulation of alternative mRNA splicing, via spliceosome. Bases 124 to 2271 code for a protein of 715 amino acids. Gene Ontology annotation, cellular component: nucleoplasm. The transcript has 18 exons. The record is from RefSeq and is a predicted model, not a curated record. Gene Ontology annotation, molecular function: mRNA binding; N6-methyladenosine-containing RNA reader activity. Lineage: Eukaryota; Metazoa; Chordata; Actinopteri; Siluriformes; Trichomycteridae.